Marchantia polymorpha subsp. ruderalis is the source of this 3802-nucleotide messenger RNA. The record is from the annotation of a GenBank genome assembly. NCBI's taxonomy places the organism in Eukaryota, Viridiplantae, Streptophyta, Marchantiopsida, Marchantiales, Marchantiaceae.
CUCGGCUGCGGCCAGAGGGAAGGAAGGACAAGCUGACGGCCAGCCAUAACGCGACGAUCAACAGGUCGAUGUGUAUCGGGCAAAUCCCUCGGUAGAAUCGAUGGACCGAAAGCUAGGCAGAGGCCCUCCUCGAUCCACGGUCGAGUCCACGGGCGUUUCAUGCUCGGAGUCCCGUAAGUCGUAGGCGAAGCAUGGCGAUGAAGUCAGACCGACGGCAGUUGCUUUCUACUCUCGGAAUUUCAUGAAGCUCGACGUGAUUCUGUAGAAGCGGAUCUCGAUGUGCUCGACGACAUUCCACUCCUUUCCUCUCUUCGUAGACUCGGUCCGGAGGAAGAAGGUAGAAGUCAGUUGAUUUUGCAGGCCGACCGCGAUUCCAUCGAUUUAGAUCAUUGAAUUGAAAUGUGUUUGCUUUGCAUGCUCUCGCGUACGUGUUAUACUCCGACGAGAGAGACGGUGCGACAGGUAUCGUGGACGUAAGAAAAUUCGAACCCGCAGUUCUCACCCUCGUCAUCAUCAUCAUCAUUCUCAGGUCCUAAUCUUUCAGAGAAAAUUUCACACAAUCGAUUAAAAAGAAAGAGAGAGAUAGAGAUAGAGAGACUAUGACAGGAGUAACUGGCAGUCCUCACGAAUAGCUCACGAAUACUAGUUCUGUCGCCCACCGGCCAGCCAGCGGCUCGUGAUCGUCCUGGACUUCGACGAACGAGGUAUAUCUCGAGGUAUAGUCAUCGAAGGUAAAUUGAUCAUUCCGCCUCCAGCACCAGACUGGAGCUAGACAAAGCCGAGCAGACGAGUACGAUUCUGGAUCCAUCACGUAGAAUUUGCCGCGCUGACAGAAAGUGCGAGUCUGAUUUCGUGUGAAUCGAAAAUCACGGCUAAGCUCGCUUGACAUGCGCGACGAGAGAAGCGCCAGCAGACUCAGACCUUCUUCUCCUCCUCCUCCCGCUAGAAUGACGACGACGCACGCAGGUUUGGAUCCAGGGUACGUGAGGACGUUGCAUGCAUGCAUGCUGCGCAAGCUCCUGCCAGCGGGCAGAUCCGAGGGAAUCUGAGGCCGGGGCAGGGAGGGCACCAACCGGAUCCGGGAGCGCGGGUGGCUAGCGAACGUUGGGAGCGAGGAGGCCCAUGAGCACCGGGCCCGCGCGUCGAUCUCGAGCUUUCGGAGUCUAAGCCGCCCGCGAUGGAAGACGACACUCCCCCGCCCCUGCCGAGAACGGGCCAGGUGGACCCGGUCUGGAGGGAGGCGAGGGACUUGGGCGUGGUGAAUCAGUAUGGGUCGAACAUGGAGCCCACUUGGGACCAGCCGUACCUGCGGGAUACGAUGCAAGGCACUCUCGAGGCGACGUCGUACCCUGCGGACUUUCGAGAGACUCUGAGCUCUCGGGAGCAAACGGCUGUCUACGGGGAUAUAGAUUACGACGACUCUACGUUUUACGGCAAUAUGUUCGAGAUUGGCUCGCCGCCGGAUGGCGACGUCGCGCGUUGUUUCCUCAACACCCCCGACUGCAGGUGCGCCUUGGUCCUGCUGGACGCUUACAAUAACGAACCCAACACCGGGAAGGUUUCGUUCGACCCGUUUGAGGCUGACCUGGAGGGCCCGCCGUCCAGACGCCCGCCUGGCUACGCCUGCCGGGGGCGCCAAGCGCGACGUCACAUCCACGUGCAGGCCUCCACCAUCCGGCAGUUCCCCACCCCCGUCAUCUAUCCGCAGGGAAUGCCGGAGCGGGUCCCCAAUGACGAGGACGAGGAAGCCCUCCAGCUUCCGUGGCCGAUCUCGGGCCGUGGAGGUUAUGCGGGUGAGAGCUUCGAGGACGAACCGCCCGCUCCUGAAUUCACGGGCGACCAUCUAGAGGGCUACGAUGACCCUCUCUGGGACGAGUUGUAUGAGCUCGGGUCCGAGGAGCAGUGGGGAACGCAGUUCGACCCGUUCUCGGAGGACGAUCCCAUAGAGGACGACCCCGACUGGAAAGCGGCGCAGGACCUCGGUGCCAGUAACCAGUACGGCUCGAACAGGAACCUCCAGCGGGACGACCGGCAGGAGACGGAACUCGUUUGUUUCAGCAACACGGGAGACCGGGUCGGACCGAGUUCGGAAUACGAGUGUGAGAUCCACGGCCCGGACAGCCCCCCGCGCGGGCUGAACCCGAAUCCCAUUCCGGUCAUCGAGGUCGUCAGCCAGGAGCACGACGGGGUUCAGUUGCGCCCCCCCCGGCCCGGGAACACAGUUUGCGAGCCCGAAGGAGAAACGAGCGACGCGAUUCGCCGUUCUGUGGAGAUUUAUAAUCGAAUCCAACGUGCAAUGAACUCGUCACCGGAAUCACGGCCGCGGCAAAUGGAUGAAACCUCUGCCCCCGAGAUCGAAGAUAUGCAUAUCGACGUCGGGGAACCCGUCGAGGAUAACUGGGCUCCGAUGCCGGGGGACAUUCUGAUCCUCCGAAGCUGUAGGUACGAAAUCCCCUGGCCCGGCUUCGACGGCAAGCUGGAGAUCUACACCGACGAACCGAACGAGCGAAACGCGUUCGUGGGUAGGCGCGUGCCGUCCUGCGCCUUCGAGACGGGGGACGUCGUCAUCCGCUUCGGGACGUAUGAUCGGAGGUGGCGCUUUAAUCAGUCCACUCAGGUUCGGGUCUUCCAGUACAGGAAGGACCAGAUGUUCCUUGUCGCCAGGCAGAUCUCGCAGACGCUGUACGCUUGCGAUUACCGAUUCACCGACCCGCGGGCCAAAGGCCUCCACCGCGUGGACCAUCGGUUCGAUCCUCGUCGAGGGGACCUGAUCAUCAACAGAGGCGUCCAUUUCCCCUUCGUCUGGUACGUGUACUGGUGGGACGAUGGCAUGCCCGUGCGGCCUUCGGACUUGCUUGUGCGCGCUGGGUAUGGUGAGAAUAACACCCUUAGCUACGCCGAUUCCUAUCUCUACCUGCGAAAUCCGCACGACGAGAACUGGAUCUUUCUCGGUAAAGAUGACUACUGCUUCUUCAAAACGUGACCUUGAACCUUCGCCGCAUUCCUACUCAAUUCUCGUCGAUUCCCAUGCCCAUCCAUCGCCAAGAUGAUCGGACUCUAGCCGAACUCAGUGACCUCGCAAUGAGUUGUCACCAGAUUCUUGCUGAGCUGAGCGUGCACGCCCAGAUUAUCCCGCUCUAAAUCGAUGAUCAACGCAGAUCCAUUGCUAUCAAUUCCAAGCAAAGGAUCUGCAUAAGGUCUAGGGCCCUGACCUGUCGAGGUAAGAUGAAACCCAAGAGAGUAAGAAUCAGCUCUGCUUGCAUUUCUGAUACGUCGAGGACAUUAACGCCGGCAGCAAUUCAAAGUCCUCCGUCCGAAACCAUAAUUUCAACGAACCGUGUCGAGACGCCACGACAUCAUCGUCGUCCGGGGUAAGUUUGUCUGAACACAAUCCUGGACUCAACUUAGCUCCCGACUUGAACAGGCCACUACAUCGAGCGGCAGCCCCCCACUCAAUCGGUAACGCAAUCGACAAUUCUCCACGGACCCACUGACUGACUGACUGACUGCCUCGGACGUUCCUUCGACCUCUUACAUAUGAGGUUCUGCUUAAGCCUCUCCAAAGGUAUGGUGCAUAACAAAAUGUACUAACCUUCGGGACGCUGCCGACGAAAUUGGCACAAGUACGGGGAAUUAACCAGGAAACAGAAGUUUGCAAUGUUCGAAAAAAUUGUAUAUCUCAACUGUUCGUUGAAAAAUUAAGGGAGGUCCACGGAAGGAAAUGGAACUUAUUAUGCAGAUUAGCCAGCUGCUAAUGCUCAGUCCUGAUAGUACGUGCAAAUACUAAUCGCAAUUCAUUCUA